GUUCACUCCAUUUUUCCCCCAACCACAGAAUGAAUAGAACAGUAAGGAACUAAGGACGGGCAAGUGGAAGAAAAUAUGAUAGCUUUAAAAAUGUUAAUAUUUUUGUGGAUAUGUCACUGUGUUCUUCUCCAAGGUCCUGAAUCUAAGGAGAACAGCAGUGUCUUUCUUCCCUCCUUGGCAGUAUCCACAGGUAUAUCUAAACGGAUGAUUCUCACAAAAGAUUUCCAGAAUGAAAAACCAGAUUUUCCUACUACCUCUUAUCCUACAGAAGAGAGAUCUGCAGCAUUAACAGUGGUAGCAUUAAGUAUCAUUAUCUUCAUUGUCAUUCUGGUGGUGAUUGUAAUAAUCCUUGUCAGCGUGGUCAGCAUAAAAUUCAAUUGCCAUCAUUGUAAAAAGGUAACAGAUAAACAAAAACUUCAACAUUCUACAGUAUCAUACAGCUGUUCUGAUGCCGAUACUACAGUUGACAAUAAGAAUGCUUUGUUGGUCUCCAUGAAGGACUUAAAUGCAACCAGCAGCAAAAAUCUUGUGUAGGUAAUUGCUCAUGAAGAAUAGGAGGAACUAAACACCAGCAAUUUCAUUUUUAUUGUAUGUGUUCAUGCAGAGAGAAUUCAGCAAAGCAUUAAGCUGUUACUAUUUGGAAUAUAAUUAUCUGAAUUGCUUUAAAAUCAGUGUUACAUACUGUAUUUGAAUGCAAAACGGUGGUUUGGAUCCUGGGGGGGGGGCACAAACAUAACUUGUAUCUGUAACUGUUUAAAGUAGACAGACCUUCCUGCAGGAUCAUAUGUGGGUCUUCUGCAGCUGCUAGCAAUCUGGAAAAGAUGCACAUGGUUGCUGCAGUCAUACUCCUGCAUGCUCCAAAGGACGUGCAGGAUCCAAUAGCCCAGUUUUGUAUACUCAAGACCAUUCAGGGUCUUAGGCAGACUUUCCUAAUAAUUGCUAUCUGAAUCUAUAGGAGACGUACACAGGACUCCUGUUGCAUCUUACUGUUGGGCUAUUAUUAUUUGCUGCUAUACUGUCUGUACUGCAGAAAACAGCAGUAUAAUAAGGACUGUGGAAGCAGAGACUUCUAUCCCUUCCCCAAAUAUCUUCCAGCCCCUUCAAAAGCUCUCACCUAUUGAAAGGAGUAGGCUGUAAUUCAAGGGGCCAUGAAAGAAUAGGAGGACAUUUCCUUUUGCUCUAUCACAAACUAUUUCUUUAGAAUUGAGCUAACUAUUUCAAUUUAGUUUCCUGAAAAUAUGUAGCAUGUCUUAAGAUGUAUUUCCAUUUAUUUUUGAAAUGAAAAUCUUAUUGAGGGCCAUUGCCUUAUUUACAUUCCGGUCAUUGUUACAAAUAUUUUUCUAUUUGAUUUUGAAAGAAUAUCUUCAGGAGAUAGGGAUGGAGUUUGCCUGGUCUUUUUGUACCAGAGUGUCUUUUCUCUUACAUCAUGCUUAUGUAAGAAGCUUUGUCCUUGAAAUCUUGAAAGCUCAAAAAGCAUCAAUAUUUUUCUUUAAUGUGCUUCUUCAAAGUAAAAAUCACAGGCAGUACCACUGCUUACACUAUUCUGAUCUUUAUAGAUACAUCAGAAUUUCUGCAUAUUUUUUCCAAGGCCUUUAUAGUUGCUCUACCAGAUACUAGUCUGCAAAGUAUUUAUUAACUGCUUGUUCAUUUAUUGUUGGUUGGUUGAUACUAAAUGACAGAAGUUUUCGCCACAUUGGAUAUCUUUACUAUGGUAUUAAUUUUAAGACUACUUGUUACACCUAUCAUUAGUUUGUGGUGGAGAAAAUAAAUCUAAUAAACAAAAUGGAGGUUGCUGCACCCUUUUCUCUUCCUGUCUUUUGUUCAUGACUAGGGUCCAACCCAACUCCUCUCUUUGCCUAAUCCUAUCAGACCCAAAUUGACCCUCUGCCCCAAACAAAGCCCAGGCAAUCCCACUAAAGCAAAGAAUAGAAGCCUCCCUUACCAGCUCAUAUUAUAGCCUGUUUUUGUUUUUUUGUCUGUUUUUUUCCUGCAUGAAGUGUUUAGAAUACAUGCCCAAGGAUAUAUAUUUUGCCUUAUUGUCCUUUUAAAGUUUUUUUUAAAAAUCUUUCUGUUUAAGAAGAUAUUUAAAGGACUGAUACACGACUUAUAAAGGUUAUUUUAAGAAAUAACUUGGCAAUAUUUAUAUGUAUUUUUUUAAUUUGGCUUUUAAUUGAGGUCCUGAUUUUAUACUUAGCUGAUUAGUUUCUGAUUUUAUUGUAUCUCUGGUUCAUGUAUGUGCCACCAUGUAUUUUCAUUAGGAAAAAAUAGAUUAUAGUUUUUUUAAAAUAAUUUAUUUUGAUAUAAAGAUUUGUAGCUUGUCUUUUAGCAGAACUCGAAAGGCAGUAAAAACAAGAUAAAAACACAGUACUUCACUGAAGUUUUGGAAUUGCCUUCAUUUUAAAAUUCACAGAAAUUGAAGAGAUUAUCAAUUUGCCCUAUGAAUUAAUUUCAAACCUUGAUUUUUUUUCUUUUUUGGAAGACAUUUAAUUGGGCAGCAUUCAGUUGACAUUGAGAUAAUUUAUCUGUAACUAUUACCUUUCAGGAUGAAAAUCACUAUGUCAAAGAUUAGAAAUGAAAUA
This is a messenger RNA of Protobothrops mucrosquamatus (brown spotted pit viper), 2579 nucleotides long. It is a transcript of the gene ECSCR, whose product is annotated as endothelial cell surface expressed chemotaxis and apoptosis regulator. The record is from RefSeq and is a predicted model, not a curated record. Bases 76 to 534 code for a protein of 152 amino acids. Gene Ontology annotation, cellular component: plasma membrane; cytosol. The transcript has 7 exons. Gene Ontology annotation, biological process: positive regulation of endothelial cell apoptotic process; positive regulation of proteasomal protein catabolic process; negative regulation of angiogenesis. NCBI's taxonomy places the organism in Eukaryota, Metazoa, Chordata, Lepidosauria, Squamata, Viperidae.